AUGCGAUUAUUGGAAUGGGAUAAUGCGAGAGUGAAAAUCGAUGGUCGGCAGUUACACCAUCUUCGCUUUGUUGAUGACAUCGUCCUUAUAACACCAAACAUUAGCCAAGCGGAAUGUUUGCUUGACGACUUUGAUAAAACCUGUGGAAAGAUUGGUCUUCUACUAAAUCUCACAAAAACAAUGUUCAUGAAGAACGGAUUGGUUUCGCAUGCCCCAUUCAGGCUCAACGGAACGAAUAUCUCCUAA
Messenger RNA from Angiostrongylus costaricensis, 246 nucleotides. The record is from the annotation of a GenBank genome assembly. NCBI's taxonomy places the organism in Eukaryota, Metazoa, Nematoda, Chromadorea, Rhabditida, Metastrongylidae.